Phragmites australis (common reed) is the source of this 2921-nucleotide messenger RNA. Its product is annotated as ent-copalyl diphosphate synthase AN1, chloroplastic-like. Gene Ontology annotation, cellular component: chloroplast. The coding region runs from base 141 to 2696 and encodes 851 amino acids. Gene Ontology annotation, molecular function: magnesium ion binding; terpene synthase activity. The transcript is spliced from 15 exons. NCBI's taxonomy places the organism in Eukaryota, Viridiplantae, Streptophyta, Magnoliopsida, Poales, Poaceae. Gene Ontology annotation, biological process: gibberellin biosynthetic process. The record is from RefSeq and is a predicted model, not a curated record.
GCCAGCUUCCCUGCUUUGCGUCAUCCUUGCCUCGCUGGAGGCACAAGCCGCACGCGCCACUAACACGCACGCCGUUGCCGGCUGGUCGUCGGAGGGUGCUGGCGCGUGCCUGCAUUGCAAGGGGCCGGGGGACGGCCGGCAUGGAGAUCCACUCGCCGCGGGCCCUCGUCGGCGGGUCGCCGCGGUGGUGUGCUCUCGCGAAAGGUGAGCUCCGUUAUUCCUACCGUACCGUACGUGCAGCAGCGGACUCAGCGAAGUUGUUGAGAGAAGGAUCAUGCCGUAUCUGCGGCGAAGUGGUGGCGGGGCCCCGGGGCACGCGCGUCGCCGGGUGUAGGAGGACCCAAGCGCACGCCGCCGACGAGGUAUCCCAUGCCCAAGCACCUUCUGGGUUCCAAACCACCGUCAUCGAAAGCGAGACUGAAAUCGCAAAAUGGCCUGGGAAACCACAUGAUCUUGAUGACUACCAGUACCAAGUGACGCCUGAGGCUGAUGGGACGGACUUGCAGCCACUGAUUGAUCGAGUCAGGGCAAUGCUAAGAUCAAUGAACGACGGGGAGAUCAGCAUCUCGGCGUAUGACACGGCCUGGGUCGCGCUGGUGCCCAAGCUGGACGGCGGCGAGGGCCCCCAAUUCCCGGCCACCGUCCGUUGGAUCAUCGACAACCAGCUGUCUGACGGCUCCUGGGGCGAUUCGGCCUUGUUCUCUGCCUACGACCGUAUGGCAAACACCCUUGCCUGUGUUGUUGCACUGACAAAAUGGUCUCUUGAGUCUGAAAAAUGCAAGACAGGACUCUCUUUUCUCCAUGAGAACAUGUGGAGGUUAGCAGAGGAAGAGCAAGAGUUGAUGCCCAUCGGCUUCGAAAUCGCAUUCCCUUCUCUCAUUCAGACAGCUAGGAGCUUGGGCAUUGACUUCCCAUAUGAUCAUCCUGCUUUACAGAGCAUAUACUCUAACAGAGAUAUCAAGCUGAAGAGGAUCCCAAAGGACAUGAUGCAUAGAGUUCCUACAUCAAUUCUGCACAGCCUUGAAGGAAUGCCUGAUCUGGACUGGGCAAAGCUUCUAAAUCUCCAAUCAAGUGAUGGAUCCUUCCUGUAUUCUCCUUCAGCUACUGCAUAUGCUCUUAUGCAAACUGGUGACAAGAAGUGCUUCAAAUAUAUCGAUAGCAUAGUCAAAAAAUUCGACGGGGGAGUCCCCAAUGUUUAUCCUGUCGAUCUUUUUGAGCACAUUUGGGUCGUUGAUCGAUUAGAGCGUCUCGGGAUAUCGCGUUACUUCCAACGAGAGAUUAAACAAUGCAUGGAUUAUGUCAACAGGCACUGGUCUGAAGAAGGGAUUUGCUGGGCUAGGAACUCCAAUGUAAAAGAUGUGGAUGACACGGCUAUGGCUUUCCGACUACUACGGCUUCAUGGAUAUAUUGUCUCACCAAGUGUGUUUAAGAAUUUUGAGAAGGAUGGGGAGUUCUUUUGUUUUGUGGGGCAAUCAACUCAAGCUGUCACUGGGAUGUAUAAUCUCAAUAGAGCAGCUCAGAUAGGUUUUCAAGGGGAGGAUGUUUUGCACCGUGCUAGGAUCUUCUCAUACGAGUUUCUCAGACAAAGAGAAGCCCGUGGCAUGCUCCGUGAUAAAUGGAUCAUUGCUAAGGAUCUAGUUGGCGAGGUACAAUAUACACUAGACUUUCCUUGGUAUUCAAGCUUGCCACGUGUAGAGGCAAGAACCUACCUAGAUCAAUAUGGUGGUAAGGAUGAUGUCUGGAUCGGAAAGACUCUAUACAGGAUGCCUCUUGUGAAUAACGAUGAAUAUUUUGAAUUGGCAAGAAUGGAUUUCAACCGUUGCCAAGUUAUACAUCAGCUUGAGUGGAAUGGUAUUCAAAUGUGGUACAUUGAGAAUGGCCUUGAGACUUUUGGAGUGUCACCAGAAGAUGUUUUAAGAGCUUAUUUUCUAGCUGCUGCUUGCAUUUUUGAACCAAGCCGUGCUGCUGAGCGGCUUGCAUGGGCUAGAGUGUCAUUGCUUGCCAACACAAUUUCUACUCAUCUUCAUAACAAUUUGUCGGACAAGAAAAGGUUGGAACAUUUUGUGCGUUGUCUCUAUGAACAAAGUGAUGUAUCAUGGCUUAAAAGAAAUUCAAAAGAUGAUAUUCUUGUGAGGGCACUUCAGCAACUUACUGAUUUAUUGGCACAAGAAGCAACACCAAUUCACGAAAGGCAAAAUUACAUCCACAAUCUCUUGAGACUUGCAUGGACUGAAUGGCUGAUGCAAAAGACAAAUAAAGAAGAUGACAAAUAUAAUAUAUCUAGUGUUAUGGAACCACGGUACAUGGUUCAUGACUCGCAAACAUGUUUGCUUUUAGUUCACAUUAUUGAGAUUUGUGCUGGACGAAUUGAUGAGGCUGCAUCUGUGAUAAACAACAAGAAUGGCGAUUGGUUUAUUCAACUCACAUGCUCUAUUUGUGACAAUUUUAACCACAAGAUGUCACUAUCUCAGGAUACCGAGAAGAAUGAGGCAAGAAUAAACUGCAUUAACAAGGAAAUUGAGUUGAAUAUGCAAGAGCUUGCUCGAUCUGUCCUCCUGAGAUCGGAUGAGAAAACCAAUAACUGCAAGACCAAGCAAACCUUAUGGGCUGCUGUAAAAAGCUCUUACUAUGCUACUCAUUGCCCAUCAUAUGUGAUGGAUAGGCAUGUUUCCAGAGUAAUGUUUGAGCCUGUUUAAAAAGGUUUCACUACUGGAUCAUUUGCAGGGUUAGGUGUAAGUAUAUGUACAUACAGAAAAUGCUGUUAAAUGUAAUGGUAGAGGAAACAUGCAACUGUAAGUUGGUAGAUGCUUAGAAUUGGAAUUGGUGUUGUUAUCAGCUCUAAAUUGGUCAUGUAUAAGAAUGAUAUUCUGGAUUCAUCUAAAGAAAAGUUUGAUAGCAACAGAUCAAGAGUAAUGAAACAU